Molecule: messenger RNA, 2937 nt
Organism: Sciurus carolinensis (gray squirrel)
Lineage: Eukaryota; Metazoa; Chordata; Mammalia; Rodentia; Sciuridae
Gene: Ttc22
Product: tetratricopeptide repeat domain 22
Exons: 7
Coding region: 195-1904 (569 amino acids)
Molecular function (GO): protein binding
Source: RefSeq, a predicted model, not a curated record
GAGCAGCGAAAGCGGAAACAACUAACAGGGCGCUCCCCAGCCAGCGCUGGGACCCACCCACUGGCUGGAGGCCCUGGGGACCCGGAGACGGCCGCGCGCUGGGCCGCCGUGACUCCCUCUCUCCGGGGCGACCCCAUCCACUGCCCUCUUCAGUCUCAGGGCCAGCGCGCGGCUACAGGAGCAGCGGGGCAGCCAUGACGGAGCCCGAGGUCGCGGUCGACGACCUGGACGCCUUCAUCGACGACCUAGACUACCUCCCGGGCCACUUCCACCUGGAGAUGCAGCUGAACUUCGAGCCGCGCUCGCCGGCCCCGCUGCGCGCCCGGGACCUGAAGCUGCAGCGGGAGGUGGUGCAGCAGGAGCUGGAGCUGGUGGCCGCCCCGCAGCGGUCGGCAGUGCGUCACCUGCUGGGCGCCUUCGCCUUCUACCUGGAGGAACUGGAGGAGGCCCGCGAGCGCUUUCUCGAGGUGGUCCGUGAGGAUCCGAGCAACCUCAAUGCCUGGGCCAAUCUGGCACAUGUGUACGGGCAGCUGGGCCAGGAGGAAGAGGAGGAGGCUUGCGCCGCGCGGCUGGCGGGCCUCAUGGGCCUGGAGGCGGACCCGGAGGCACCCGGGGACCCCCAGCUCCGCGCCGCGCGCUGCCUGGCGGAGCAGGGCUACGCCCACGGCUUCGACGUGAGCUGUACCAGCCUGAAGGAGCGCGCACGGGUACUGGCAGUGGGCAUCGCGCUCUACGACAAGGCGCUGGGCUAUGGGCAGCAGAUCCCGAUGGAGGAGAAAAGGGGCUGGUACUUCACCAUGGUGACACUCCUCAUCAGGCUAGAUGGCAUCUUCCUGGAGCUGGGCAGCGAGGAGCAGAGGAGGCUGCCUGCCUUCAACCGCACGCUGGCUCUGCUGCGGCAAGUCCUCAAGUCCUCGGACCCCCGCCACCGAGCGCUGGCCUGGUGCUAUCUUGGGAUGCUGCUGGAGAGGAAAGACACCUUCUCCACCACCCCUAUGGGCAUCCACGACUGCGGGUACUCAGGGACUGACCCCCUGGACUGCUUCGGCAAGGCCAUCGAGAUUGCCAAGGACCAACCUCCCAUCCUGAAUCACCUGGCCAAAAUCUUCCACUUCCUAGGAAAGCAGGAUAUGGCCAUUGGAACCUGUAACAUGGCCCUGGAUGUCCUUCGAGAUCCAGAGCUCAACUGGCAGGCAUACUGCACAAGGGCCAAGAUCCACAUCAGAGCCUACCUGCAUGACCUGACUCGGGCCAAGAUGGGGCUUGGGGGCAUGCCCGACAGGAAACACCUGGCCUGCGCCAAGGCCGACCUCGAGGAAGUCGUCAAGGUGUGCCCCAGCCUCAGGACCUACCUGGACAUUGGCCAGGUCUACUACUACAUGGGCGUGGACGCCGUGCAGGAGCUGCUGGCGGUGGACGAGGCGGCACUCAACCAGGCGCUGGUCUUCCUGGCCAAGGCCGGCGAAUUCGAGCUGGGUGCCAUGCUGCCCGAGCUGCAGCUGCUGCGAGGCAAGUGCCUGCGCAUCAAGGGCGAGGAGGCCAACGCGGCGGCCUGCUUCAAGCGUGCCGUGGAGCUGGACGACACGGGCUCUAGCCACACCGAGGGCUUCGGCUGCCUGCUCGAGGCGCUGCUGGCGCAGUGGAGCCAGGCGCAGCUGAGCGACGGCGAGCUGGGCCGCGAGGUGGACGCCUGGCUGCGCCGCGCCCAGGGCAAGUACCCCGAGGCGUGCCUGCGCCAGGAGCUGCAGCGCGUGUGGCGCGGCCACACGGACGAGGUGCUAGGGCUGGCCGGGGCUCUGGUGGCCCAGGGACGGCCAGCGCUGGUGCGGAUGCUUUUUGAAACCAUGGAACUAGAGCGUGAGAGUGGUGGAGCGGCGCGUAGGCGCCGAGCGGACUCCUUCUGAGUUGCCGGGGGUCCAGGCUGCGGCCCCGCCCCGCAGAGGCCCCUGGCUGUUCUAGGCACUUAAGUUGGGCACCCCUGCCACCAGCAGGCUGCUUGCGGGAGCCAAUCAGAUUUCUUCUCCGAAGCUGAAAAGUGGACAUUGAGACUCUACGGCAGUUCGAGCUGCCCACUAAGGCCUGAUUGCUCGGGAUUCUUAAGAGCCACUUUCUUAAUGAGAUAAGGGAUUGCCGGGUGUGGUGGUGCUCACCUGUGAUCCCAACUAAUCGGGAGGCUGAGGCAGGAGGACAGCAAUUUCAAGCCCAGGCUGGGCGACUGAGCGAGAUCCUGUCUCAAAAAAACAAAGUCCCCUUGACUAUUGACUGCACUCUGGGGUCCUGCAGCUGGAAAAAUUUCAGAGUGGAAUCGAGGGCAAGGUUGCAAAGUGAGUGGGCUAGGGCAGGGCCUUCACUUAAACCUGGGUGCUCGGCCCUUUUUCCACCUCUCUACCAGUUUUCCAGCAGGUGUCAUUCUUGGUCUGCUUAGUCCCAAAGUCCUCCCGAACUCCUUGAAAUAGAACUCAUCAGUAGAACCUUUACUUCUCUUCUGGAGGAAAUCGAGGGACCCCACUCAUUAGGAAUGCCACCUACCCCCAAUCUUGAGCCUUCUAUGAGAGAAUGAGGGAGAACUUGGACUUUUAUGUUCUGGAAUCAUAGUCACAGAGUCUUAGAUGUGGAAUUUUGUCAGACUUGUUAGACUGUGAUAGCCGCCCCGUCGUAGGAGGGCUGAGCUAGAUUCUGUGGCCUCACACACAAGAACUAAUUUAACCCAAAAUUCCAGAUUAAGUUUUUGCCAGACUCCAGGAAUGCUGGUUGAACAUAUUUGCAAGAACCAGACCCCACGUGGUUUAUGAUUUCUUUGGCAUCUUUUCCUUUCUUUGAAGAGCUGUCCUCCCUGCAUUGCUCAUGUCCAUGGUCCUCAGACUCCACCAGGGACAGUCACACCCUUGCAUGGCAUCUCUAUAUUGCUUUUCAAAACCCUGGAACUAGAGGGUGAGA